Messenger RNA from Plasmodium falciparum 3D7, 1890 nucleotides. RefSeq lists its product as uncharacterized. The record is from RefSeq and is a predicted model, not a curated record. Gene Ontology annotation, cellular component: nucleus. Lineage: Eukaryota; Apicomplexa; Aconoidasida; Haemosporida; Plasmodiidae.
AUGAGUAAAAGAAACAACACGAAUGAGAAAAUCAUUUUCCCUCUUUUCAAUGGAAAAGUUACCAAAUCAUCGAAGAGUUCAAUAAAUAUAAAAAGUUUAUAUGAAUUACACAAUGAAUUAAAUCAUAAGAUAUAUACAAAUAUCUAUACAUAUAAUACAUUAUGUGAUGGGAUAUUUUUCUGUAGAGGUGUUAAUAAUAUAUGUGGGAAAAAAAACAGUGGCAAAAGUAGUAUGUGUUAUCAUAUAUGUGUAAAUUUAUUUUUUAAUGAUUUGUUACAUUAUUUUCAUCUUUUCUAUUCUUGUUUUUUUUCAUUUGAUCAUUUUUUACAAAAAAAAAAUAUUCAUAAUGUACGUGAUUAUAUGAAUACCAUUUUGUGGGAUGACAUAGAAAAGGAAUAUAUAAAACAGCAUGAUCAUUUCAGGCAAUUACUACAAAUAAUAAGAUAUUUUGUUUUAUUAUUUAAGCAACAUUAUGGAAAGAAAAAUUAUACGGAACAAAUACACAAUGUUGAUAAUACAAACAAUAUUGAUAAUACAAACAAUAUUGAUAAUACAAACAAUAUUGAUAAUACAAACAAUAUUGAUAAUACAAACAAUAUUGAUAAUAUAAACAAUAUUGAUAAUACAAACAAUAUUGAUAAUAUAAACAAUAUUUAUAAUACAAACAAUAUGUAUAAUACGCACAAUAUUCAUAACACAUACAAUAUUCAUAACACAUACAAUAUUCAUAACACAUACAAUAUCCAUAACACAUAUACAUAUCCACAUACAUAUGCACACAUCACCAAUCAUAUUUUUGAUGAUGCGUACGAAUGCUUUUAUACCCAAAUAAAACAUUUUUAUAAAAGAAAAGUUAUUUACAUCGAUUUGGAUAACAGCUUUUAUAUUGAUCGUUAUAAAAAUAUGAUUUAUUCCUCGCUAGAAAAAAUCAAAAAAUUAAUGAAUAGGUACACAAAAUUUUGUUCAGAAAAAAAGGGCAUACCAUUUUUAUUACUUUUGGAAAAGACAAAUAAAUAUAUAAAAGAAUAUAUUUCUUGUAAUAUAUAUAAAAAUUAUUCACAGGACUUUAUUUUUUUCAUGGAUAUAUUUAAUCAUUAUUUAUUUAAAUAUAUAUAUAAUAUAUCUUUUUCUCAUGUUUUUAAAAAUUUACAACUAUUAAAAAUAUUCAAUUUUUAUGAACUUAUUAAUGUCAUCAAUUAUAUUUAUGAACAUAUUCAAACCUAUUCAUCCUCCUCAUCCUAUUAUCAUUUUAAUAAAUAUAUACCACACGAUCUAGGAAUUGUUGUCAUAGAUAAUCUUAAUUAUAUUUUUAAAGGAUGUCCUUUAAAUAAUAAUAUCAAUAUUUAUUACGAAUUAGAAAUGAUCUUAAACAAGCUAUCUAUCUUAUCUUUAGAAAAACACAUCUGUAUAUUAAUAACAAACCAUGAAAAUAAUUAUUUCACAAGACAUGAAACAUUCAAUAAAAAAAAUGACAACUCCUUUUACAAAAUUAUUUCUCCAUAUAUAUAUAACAAUAUACAUCUCAAAAUAAUAAAUCAAAAAAUCUUCUUUGAAUAUAAUUAUCCAAAAAAACAUACAAAAAAAAGAAAACAAGAUACAAAUCAAAACACAAAUAAUAUAAGUAAAAAAAAAAACGAACAAAUCAUUACUAAUGUAGCUGAUGAUAUAAAACAUAAUAUUCAACAAAAUGAAGACUGCACCUUAUACAAUGUCUAUUCUAGUGACGAUGAUCAAAGUCUCGAUCAAAUGGAUGUACAAGAAAAGGAGGACGAUAAUUCUUUUUAUGAAAAAAAAUAUAAUUUAAGAUAUAUUAAAAUAAAGGGGAAAAAAAAAUCAACAUUCUGUUUUUUUGAAAUUAAUAAAUAUGGAAUAGAAACAAUGUUAAUGUAA